AUGGCGUCAUUCGUGGUUCCGUUGCAGGUUGAGUACGUAAGUGAUGUCAUUUUGACUCGUCAGGAUGAGACGCCGACGGAGUUUGCGCCAAGGCCGGACUCCGCCAGAGAAUCGGCUGCUAACUCUGGAACUGGUGGCGUUAUGAAUGGGGAAUCGGCUGCAUUGAACAUUCCAAGACCUAAGGUAUGCCAUUUCUACAAUUGCCACGGAAAGCCCUUCGAAUAG
Molecule: messenger RNA, 225 nt
Organism: Strongylus vulgaris
Lineage: Eukaryota; Metazoa; Nematoda; Chromadorea; Rhabditida; Strongylidae
Source: the annotation of a GenBank genome assembly